Messenger RNA from Anthonomus grandis grandis, 699 nucleotides. It is a transcript of the gene mRpS18B, whose product is annotated as 28S ribosomal protein S18b, mitochondrial. The transcript has a single exon. The record is from RefSeq and is a predicted model, not a curated record. Bases 145 to 699 code for a protein of 184 amino acids. Gene Ontology annotation, biological process: mitochondrial translation. Gene Ontology annotation, molecular function: structural constituent of ribosome. Lineage: Eukaryota; Metazoa; Arthropoda; Insecta; Coleoptera; Curculionidae. Gene Ontology annotation, cellular component: mitochondrion; ribosome.
GAUUGCGGCUCAUUAUGCUACCUACACGCCUCCCUAUUUGACAGCUUGACAGACAGCUCAGACAAUAUAACCUCAAAAAUGUUUUGAGGUUACGACUCAUUUUGCUAAUUCACAUAUUAUUAAAUAUUUCGUUACUUUAAAAAAAUGCUUUCUAGAACCCUUGCGAUACGAUCAAUCCUAUCAAAUGUAAUUACAAAAAGGCAACUUACUGUUACACCACUUCGGUUGCAACAACAACAAGAGACCGAACGUGUUGGACUUCGAGAAAUCACCAAGGAUAGGACUGAAGUAAUCCCUUUAGAAACCAGCAUACGAUAUCUCAAAAGUGCCGCCUAUAAACAAACCUACGGUGAAGAGCCCGUCUGGGUGCCGUACAGAAGGAACCAUAAGGGAGCAAUUCCACCAAGAAAAACCAGAAAAACUUGUAUUCGGGGAGGUCAAAUAUCCACUGGAAGCCCUUGUCCAAUUUGCAGGGAUGAGUAUUUGGUACUGCAUGAAGAACAUCUUGAGUUAUUAAAGCAGUUUAUAUCUCCUCAAACUGGAGCUAUUUUAGAAACCAGUAAAACAGGGUUGUGUAGAAAAAGACAACUGGAGCUUGAGGUUUGCAUCCAGAGAGCUCAAGAUCAAGGUCUGUUAACAUUUGAUGUUCCAUUUAGAAAAUACGAUUAUUCUUUGUAUAACCCACUAUUUAAGAAAUAA